This is a messenger RNA of Momordica charantia (bitter melon), 669 nucleotides long. Its product is annotated as protein TIFY 9. Lineage: Eukaryota; Viridiplantae; Streptophyta; Magnoliopsida; Cucurbitales; Cucurbitaceae. Gene Ontology annotation, cellular component: nucleus. The record is from RefSeq and is a predicted model, not a curated record. Gene Ontology annotation, biological process: regulation of defense response; response to wounding; regulation of jasmonic acid mediated signaling pathway.
CUUCUCCACAACCAAAAUCAAUCAUCCAUUCUCUGUUCCUCCAAAUAUGUCCACACCAACCGUCGUCGAAUUGGAUUUCUUCGCCAUGGAAAAUCACGCCACCACCACCGCCACCUCCAGGUCCCGUCGGCAGACUCUCUUCCGCCGCCAGAGAAGCCUCAAAGAUAUUCAGAGCGCCAUUUCGAAGAUCAAGCCUGAGAUUCUGAAAUCUGUAAUCGCCUCUGAAAAUCGCACCACCGAUUGCCGCAAUCGGAUCGCUCCUCCGACUCCUGAAUUUGCCGAUCACAAUCUCUCCCCUACCUCCUCCAGGAUGACUCCACAGAACGCUCCUCUAACCAUUUUCUACAACGAAACCGUUGCCGUUUUCCACGUUUCUCGAGAGGAGGCCGAAAGCAUUUUGACGUUUGCUGAAAAGAGAAGCUGCAGUGGCAAGCUGGGUGAGAGAGGGAGAUCAACGGCUGAGAUUCCUUCAAAUGAGUCCCAACAACUAGUAGACGUUGAUCCUAAUCUUGAAGAUCAGGAUCUUCCAUUGGCAAGGAAAAGGUCACUUCAGAGAUUUUUGGAGAAGCGCAAAGAAAGAGUUUCAGUGUUUUGAAGUAUCCACAGUGUAAAGCUCGAAAACAAUGAUGAAGAAGUUACGUCGGAAAUAAAUUUUCUUCUUGAUGAAGA